AUGGCUCGAGGACAUCAGAAAAUUCAAUCUCAAGCCAAGGCUGCAGAAAAAUUAUCAAAGCUUAAGAAACAACAAGGACACAGUGCUACAGAGCAGAAGAAAGCUGCACUAAAAGCCCUUGUGCAUGUUUGUGUCAUCUGUAAGGCGCAGAUGCCAGACCCUAAGACUUACAAGCAGCAUUUUGAGAACAAACAUCCCAAGAAUGAUUUACCGGAAGAUUUGAAAGCUAUCUAA
Parnassius mnemosyne (clouded apollo) is the source of this 234-nucleotide messenger RNA. The record is from the annotation of a GenBank genome assembly. Lineage: Eukaryota; Metazoa; Arthropoda; Insecta; Lepidoptera; Papilionidae.